AUGAGGGCUCGUCGUGCGAAGCAUCAGAUUCUCCAGCUCUCCAACACCACUCCAUCUCCAAUUAUCGAGGACAAGAGGCGCUCAACUAGUGAGCCGACGAGAAGGCAGGCGCCGAGUGAUUCUAAAGGGACCAACCAACGUCAUCACCGGACACCGCCUGCCUCCAGCUCACCACAAGUUGUGACAUUUGGAGAGUGUACCGUCAAUGGAGUGAUGAUAAAGCACCACAAGGACAAAAAUGGAACCGUUGUAAGCAGAGAAGCUUCGCUUCUAACGAUCGAGUGCGAUAUUUCGCCGGCUACAAUGGACGAGUUGGUGCAAAUUGCAAAUCAAUCACAAGAGAUGGCAAUGUCUAUAACUCAUGGGUAUGCUGCAGCACAGCACUACAUUCGCCGUCUUGGUGAUCCAAUCGUUCCACGAUUUACAUCGAUUCGAUAUGUGACCUCAUCUCGUCUGCGAGGACCUAGCGGUGUUUUGGCCACUGCACUCUCUGUGAUUUUCGCUGUGAAAGGAUGGUCUAUGCCGCACGACAUUCUUGUGACAGGGUCACUUGGAACAGGAGGCAAAGUGGAAAUGGUCGGAUCUAUCAAAGAAAAGGUGAAAUUGGCACGGAACAUGAACAUGACGGCAAUAGUUCCACUUGGCAACCUUGAUGAAGUUCCAAAGAUGUUGAAGGAUGAAGUCAUAACGGUCUCCAGUUUGAAAGAAGCAGUCGAAAUAAUUCGCAUGCGUAUUGGCUCUAAUGAUAUUUCAUGCUGAAUAUUUCAUGCUGAGAUCUAUUUUACAAAAUAAACCAAUUGGCUUGUAA
This is a messenger RNA of Caenorhabditis elegans, 808 nucleotides long. It is a transcript of the gene F46F5.5, whose product is annotated as Lon proteolytic domain-containing protein. The transcript has 2 exons. Gene Ontology annotation, molecular function: serine-type endopeptidase activity; ATP-dependent peptidase activity. Gene Ontology annotation, biological process: proteolysis. Bases 1 to 759 code for a protein of 252 amino acids. The record is from RefSeq and is marked reviewed. NCBI's taxonomy places the organism in Eukaryota, Metazoa, Nematoda, Chromadorea, Rhabditida, Rhabditidae.